GACAUGGCGGCUCUCAUGUAGCCAGAACUUCAUGGCGGAGUUGAAAUUGAGUUUGUCCUAAAAAUACUCCAUGAUAUUAUCCUUUGGAUGUUGUUUCAAAAUGCCGACUAUAUAAAAGGCUCACGGCCUUGUUGGGUCCCGUUAUCGUCCAUAUCCAUAUCCAAUCUCAAUUACAGUAUACCGGCUGUGCAUAUCUCUAACAGUCAUGUCUGCUACGACGACCAUAGCCAACAGUGUCUCCACCAGUGCAUCUGCAGAAUCAUCAUGUAUCAACGUCACACCAGAUAAAAAUGGUUAUGUGCCCGAAUGGGCUUGCAAUGCCAACUACAAUUUUAAUCCAUCGUUUGCCGCAGCAGUUAUCUUCACGUUACUUUUCUUCGUCGUUACAAUAGUCCAUAUCUUCCAGGCAUUUUACCACAAGAAGCUAAGACUAUGUUGGGUAUUGAUUAUGGGGUGUAUGUGGGAAUUUACGAGUUUUGCGAUACGCUCAGCUAGUACAAAAAUGCAACAAAAUGUUGCUCUGGUCACUGUCUCUCAAAUUUUGGUUCUACUUGCCCCUAUGUGGGUCAAUGCCUUUAUAUAUAUGGUUCUGGGUCGAAUGAUUUACUUCUUCGUUCCAGGUCAGAAAGUUUGGGGUAUCAAAGGUAUUCAGAUAGCCAAGAUCUUUGUAUGGCUUGAUGUGCUAUCUUUCAUAACACAACUUGUGGGUGGUGUACUAAUAUCUCCCGACGCGGAUCCAACUAUCUUAAUGGCCGGUAUCCAUAUCUACAUGGGCGGUAUUGGAUUCCAAGAAUUUUGCAUUCUGAUUUUCACAGCCAUCGCCAUCAAAUUUAUGUUCAUCAUGCAACAACGUGAAAGAUCUAUGGGAGUUAGUGCCAAUCAAAUACUAGAUCAGAGACAUCGAGGUUGGAGACCUCUUUUGUAUACCAUGUUUAUGUCUCUCGCACUAAUAACUACCCGAAUUAUCUACCGCUUGGUAGAAUUUUCAGCUGGUCUCGAUCCAAGCAAGAAUCCAAUACCAUAUCAUGAAUGGUAUUUCAUGGUCCUUGAUGCUUUGCCUAUGUUGAUUGCAGUUGCAUUAAUGAACGUUGUUCAUCCUGGUAGAAUAUUGGUCGGUGAAGGAAGUGAGUUUCCUCGAUUGUCAAGAAGAGAAAAGAAGGAAAUGAAAAGGCUGCAGAAGAUGGAGAAGGAAGCUGCAAGAAAUGAAAAGAAAGCAAUUAAGAUGGGGAAGAAAGACAAUAUUAUCUAUAUCGGUUUGGACGAACCGGCGAGUACUCCUCCUGGUUAUUCCGAAUAUACCAGCUAUCCAGGUUAUAAUCAUGGGUAUCGAUAGUGGGAAUUUUGGAAGAGAUGAUUCUGUAAAUAUGAAAAUUAUUAGCUGUUGCACACUGGAGUGGUCGCCUCCUCCCGUGAAAAGUUGAAAGUGUCGGUGGUCUUGUGUUUGGAGACAACACGUGUAUAUUCAUCGGCAAAGUUCCGAUGAUUCCACGACAUAAAUCAUGAAUCUAUCUUUUGGGGCUGCAACGACAGUCAAAAAUAUUACUUGAAUCUACUUAUUAAAUUGCAUUCA
Botrytis cinerea B05.10 is the source of this 1570-nucleotide messenger RNA. RefSeq lists its product as hypothetical. Gene Ontology annotation, cellular component: membrane. The coding region runs from base 206 to 1333 and encodes 375 amino acids. NCBI's taxonomy places the organism in Eukaryota, Fungi, Ascomycota, Leotiomycetes, Helotiales, Sclerotiniaceae. The record is from RefSeq and is a predicted model, not a curated record. The transcript is spliced from 3 exons.